AUGAAAGUUAAAACAAUAAGCAGAUCAUCUGACACAUAUAUACCAGUGAAAAACACUCAAGAAUCAGCAUUGCCUCGUAACUUGAAUCCCGCCUUGCAUCCUUUUGAACGUGCUAGAGAGUAUACUCGAGCAUUACAAGCAACUAAAUUAGAACGGAUGUUUGCUCAACCAUUUAUUGGACAAUUAGGUGAUGGUCAUAGAGAUGGGGUAUAUUUUAUAGCUAAGAAUUAUCAAGCUACUAAUCAAAUUGCUAGUGGAUCAGGAGAUGGUAUAAUCAAAUAUUGGAAUUUGACUGAUCGAUUAGAAACAGCUAGUUUUAAAGCCCAUUACGGAAUGGUAAGUGGGAUUUGCAUAUAUGCUAACAAGAUGUAUAGUUGUGGAGAUGAUAAAACAAUCAAAAUAUGGUCUGUCAAUAGUGAUGAUUUUGAUGUUAAAGUUAAUGAUGAUGUUGAUGAAAUAUAUCAUAACAAUAGUAAUCUACUUGAAGGAAAAACCAGUGGUGGAUUAUUGAAAACAUUUAUUGGUGAGCAUUCAUUCAAAGGUAUUGAUCAUCAUCGUGAUGACGAUUUAUUUGUCACUGGAGGUGCCACUAUACAAUUAUGGGAUGUGAAUCGAUCAAAACACAUUUCCGAUUUAUCAUGGGGUGCAGAUAAUGUGGGCACAGUUAAAUUCAACCAAACAGAAACAAAUAUAAUUGCCAGCUCAGGAUCAGACAAUUCAAUUGUGUUGUAUGAUAUUAGAACCAAUACCCCUGUACAUAAAGUAGUUACAAGUUUGAGAAAUAAUUGUAUUACAUGGAAUCCAAUGGAAGCAUUCAAUUUUGCUACUGGGAAUGAAGAUCAUAAUGGAUAUCUUUAUGAUAUGAGAAAUUUGCAAAAGACCCUUAAAGUGUAUAAGGGCCAUGUUGGAGCUAUAAUGGAUGUUGAUUUUGCUCCAACAGGUCAAGAGUUAGUGACUGGAUCUUAUGAUAAAACAAUAAGAUUAUGGAAGACCUUGGAUGGAAGGUCCAAAGAUGUUUAUCAUACCAAACGUAUGCAAAAAGUGUUCAGUGUUAAGUACAGCACUGAUUCGAAGUACAUUAUAAGUGGCUCAGACGAUACAAAUUUGAGAGUGUGGAGAUCUGAUGCUUCCUCAAGAUCCAAUAUCAAAUCCAGUAGACAAAGAGCUAAAUUAGAAUACCAAGAUAAAUUGAAAGAAAGGUACAAAUAUAUGCCGGAAAUUAAUAGAAUUGCCAGACAUCGUCAUUUACCUAAACCAGUGAAGAAAGCUGAAGAUAUGAAAAGACUUUAUAGUAAAAAGUAG
This is a messenger RNA of Candida dubliniensis CD36, 1302 nucleotides long. RefSeq names its product rRNA-processing protein (gene SOF1). The record is from RefSeq and is a predicted model, not a curated record. Gene Ontology annotation, biological process: maturation of SSU-rRNA from tricistronic rRNA transcript (SSU-rRNA, 5.8S rRNA, LSU-rRNA). Gene Ontology annotation, cellular component: small-subunit processome; nucleolus. The transcript has a single exon. Gene Ontology annotation, molecular function: protein binding. Lineage: Eukaryota; Fungi; Ascomycota; Pichiomycetes; Serinales; Debaryomycetaceae. The coding region runs from base 1 to 1302 and encodes 433 amino acids.